AUGUCAGCAGAUAACGAAUCAGACGAUGACGGAGAUCUGGAGACCAUGGUCAUUACUCUCGGAUCACGGAUGAUAAAAGCAGCCUACGCUGGGGAGAAAACCUGUAGAUACCUCUCCCAACAGGUACACGUUCUCACCACAACAGACUCAACUCUCAUAGAACAGGUACACGUUCUCACCUCAACAGACUCAACUCUUAUAGAACCUGAUGAGGGCAAAUCUAUCCCUUUGUUAGACACCACAGAAGAGAAAGUAAACCAGAAACAAGCUUUAGUGACUGCUCUGAGAAAAUGCUGGUCCGAACAGUACGGUAUUAAUCUGCAGCCGACAGAGACUCGUUUAGCACUAGUCGUCCCCACCAGAUCAUCCACUCUCCUCAAUGAGAUUGCUGAUCUGGUGUUCUCGGAGCUGAAAGUGCUGUCACUGUGCGUGAUGACGCCCGGAGAAGCGGUUGGGUUGAUUGAUGAUGGGGAGAACAGCGUGGUUGUUGAUAUCGGGUACAGGGAGACCCGGGUAGAGACCUUCGUGGGGUGGCAGCUAGUGGACCGUAUUAUAGUGGUCAGGGGAGGGUGUGAUGUAGUGAAACUAUCCGGUGGUACGGAUCCGAGAGAGGUUAUCUUCAGUGCUGACUGUCAUUCUCGUAGUAUACCAGACAUCGUGCGUAGUCUCUUGGAGAAGUAUGAUAAAAUAUCAAGAGUGAUAGCUGUCGGCAGUACGUCGUAUAAAUUGGACAGUCAGUACUUUGAAGAUAAAUGUGGAGUUAGCUACACUAACAGCCGCUCUAUAAAAUAUCACCUUCCACCGGAGCGGAACAAGAGUGCCUGGCUUGGAGCCUCCAUAGCAGGAGGAAUACCGCAGUGUAAACACAGGUUCUAUACUGCUGGGGAGUGGAACGAGAAGGGGACUAUUUACACUCCACUGAUAAAGUCCUGAAUAUGUAAUGGAAGAUGGAAUUUUAAUGAGUCGCUUCUAACUUGGGAACUAUUGUAGUUUGUUUGUUUGUUUGUUUGUUUGUUUGUUUUCAAGAGCUAAUUGCCACUUAUGUCCAGCUCAUUAUAUAAAAUUAUAUAAUGUAGGACUUCUAGGCAGAUUGCUUGGUUGUGGGACACACUCGACUUUAAGAAUGAAGAAAAACCACAAUCUCACUAGUGAGAUAUCAACAGAGUGUGCACCACUGCCUGACUUACCUGUGGUUUGAGAAUAGAAGAGAGUAUCUUCCGUGUUGUUGAGAUUCUGUGAGUCCUUUGGCCACGUUGCUGGUUACAGUUGUAGUUUAGUUAUUACUGAAAUACCAGGUCGGUAAUAACUCUCUAAUAAUGACUCCUCUAAUUUUCAUUAAACAGAAAUUAGAAACGUUCAUUCCUCAGAAGAACAGUGCAAAAUGAUGAUGUGAGACACAAUCGCCCGAUUUUAUUUGUGAUUGGUUUAACCAUUAUAAUCAGCGUAUUACAAGUGGACAAGUUGGAAUUAGAGGUGAUAGUUCAGCACAUCUAAUAUCUUGCUAACUUUCUACUACAACUUCACAACUUGAUGAAACAGUGAAUCUCUGGUCGCAUUCUGUUGGCUGUAUUUGAUUAUAAUAUUGAACUUGAUAAUAUAUAAUACACUUUCUUUCUGACUCCUUUUAUUGAGCUUUGUUAAAUUGUUGCUAAUUUUCUUUAGUAACGUUAAAUUUUGUUUAGUGCGUUGAACAUUUUUGUAUCAUUUCAUAUUUUGUAACGUUUGAUUCGGAUUCAAUCUGUAUCUACACGAUUAAAGUAGUGAGUUCGAUUUUAUAGGUAACUUCUGUAAAUAAAGAAAUAAGUAAAUGUUGAUGUAUUGUUAAGAUUUUUAUUCAUUUUCUCUAGACC
This is a messenger RNA of Bolinopsis microptera, 1850 nucleotides long. RefSeq lists its product as uncharacterized. The record is from RefSeq and is a predicted model, not a curated record. Lineage: Eukaryota; Metazoa; Ctenophora; Tentaculata; Lobata; Bolinopsidae. The transcript is spliced from 2 exons. The coding region runs from base 1 to 933 and encodes 310 amino acids.